Molecule: messenger RNA, 983 nt
Organism: Pseudoliparis swirei
Lineage: Eukaryota; Metazoa; Chordata; Actinopteri; Perciformes; Liparidae
Gene: hwa
Product: huluwa
Exons: 3
Coding region: 48-983 (311 amino acids)
Source: RefSeq, a predicted model, not a curated record
GAUCAGCAAUUCUCCAAAAGUGACCCUGCAGCGUCGUGUGGGAUGAAAUGUCUCGGAUAAGUUCGAGCACACCACCAAACGUGACCGAGGGUUACCCCGUGACCAAUUUGACUUUAGUGGUUCUUCUGCUCAUACCUUGCGUGGUCGUCCUGCUCCUGCUGAACUGCCUGUUCCUGGGUUACAAGUUCCUGGUCCUGUCCGAGAAGAAGCAGAACCGGCGGCAGCGCCAGUGGGACGCAGAGGAGAUGCUUCUGCAGUCUACUUCGCAGAGAGCCACAAGAGCGUCGGACGCGGGCCUCCUCUCCGAGAGGAGGGCGUACAUGUCUCUGUCGGAGCCGAUCCUCCCGCACCCCGUCACCUCUUCCAGGGCUUCGCCCGGGGGGAGGGCUGGAGUGGACCACGGGAUCCGGCUCCUGAUGCCGGAUGGCGCCACCGGGUCGGGGACGAGGAGGGCACUGAGCACCAUCCGGGCAACCUCCUCUGACGCGGACUUCACCCCCAGACUCCACCUGCCCCCCGGCGCGCGGCCACACAGCGCCAGUACGGUGGGAUGGCGUAAAAGCGCGCCGGUUCUCCCGCAGUCCAGUGACUCCGAGGCGGACACCAGAGUGCACCUUGUUCCGCCGAACUCUCCCACGGAGCUGAAACAUCUGGGCCAUCCUCGUCGCAGCAGCACUUACGAGAUGCUGACCGAUGUGAACCCGGGCCUCGCGUUUGACAAAGUGGACAUGUACACCGACCCACAUUCAGAGGCCUCCUCCCCGAACGCAUCGCCACUGGGUCCUGGACUGGACAGCGACUUUGGUGCAAGUGCAGGUGUCUCGCUGCGGAUUCUGUCCGCAGACAGCGACGGUCUGUCCAACGGGGUCCUGGCGUCAAUCCUGGAGUGGGAUUAUUAUGACCCUUGCUACGUAAAACAGAAUAAUCUACCCAAACAUAAACACCACCGACCCGCGGUGCACACCAAACAGUACUGGGUGUAA